CUCCAGAUGAACCGGCCCAUCCAGGUGAAGCCAGCCGACAGCGAAGGACGAGGAGAAGACAGGAAGCUGUUCGUGGGCAUGCUGGGGAAGCAGCAGAGCGAGGACGACGUGCGGCGGCUGUUUGAGAGCUUCGGGCAGAUCGAGGAGUGCACCAUUCUCCGAGGGCCUGAUGGGGCCAGUAAGGGCUGUGCCUUCGUCAAGUUCUCCAGCCAUGCCGAGGCCCAGGCUGCCAUCAACACCCUGCACGGCGGCCAGACCAUGCCGGGGGCUUCUUCCAGCCUGGUGGUGAAGUUCGCCGACACAGACAAGGAGCGCACUCUCCGGAGGAUGCACCAGAUGGCCGGCCAGCUCGGGAUCUUCAGCCCCAUGACCAUCCAGUUUGGCGCCUACGGGGCCUACACCCACGCUGUAAGUGAUAGCUGUGUAUGGCAGCAAAUGAUGCAACAGCAAGCCGCCCUCAUGGCUGCAACCCAGGGCUCCUACCUGAACCCAAUGGCAGCCAUCGCCGCAGCACAAAUGCAGCACAUGGCGGCAUUCAACGUCAACGGCCUCGUGGCGGCUCCCAUGACACCCUCAUCAGGCACCAGCACCCCCCCGGGGAUCAGUGCCGCUGCUGUGCACAGCAUCGCCGCGCCCCUCGGAGUCAACGGCUUCAGCGCCCUGCCCCCGCAGAGUAACGGGCAGCCUACCUCCGAGCCCAUAUACACCAACGGGAUCCACCCCUACCCGGCACAAAGUCCAACGGUGGCCGAUCCCCUCCAGCAAGCCUACGCUGGGGUACAGCACUACGCAGCAGCCUACCCAGCCGCCUAUGCGCCAAUCAGCCAAGCGUUUCCACAGCAACCAGCCAUCAUUCCCCAGCAACAAAGAGAAGGACCAGAGGGCUGCAACCUGUUUAUUUACCACCUUCCCCAGGAGUUCGGGGACGCCGAGCUCACGCAGAUGUUCCUACCUUUCGGUAACGUCAUCUCUGCCAAAGUUUUUGUGGACCGGGCUACCAAUCAGAGCAAAUGUUUCGGCUUUGUCAGCUUUGACAACCCGUCCAGCGCCCAGGCUGCCAUCCAGGCCAUGAACGGCUUCCAGAUCGGCAUGAAGAGGCUGAAGGUGCAGCUCAAGCGGCCAAAGGACGCCAACAGACCUUACUGACCUUGCUGCCGUCCGCGCCAGGAUGAAGGACCACAAAACCUUAUUUCCACAAGUGCAGUAUAAGUGCAAAGACUUCUUGCUCUGCUACAUAUCAUGAACAAAGGUUGAUCCCUUGGUUAUUCAGGAAAGAAACAGAAAAUCGGGCGACUGAAAAAAGGAAGCAGGUUUACUCUUUUUUUGCCUUCCCCCCUCGUCUCCCCUCCCUGAUUUUUUUCUUUAUUAUUUUUCUUUCACUCUACCUGGAGGAGGAGUUUACCAAGACUGAAUUUCUGCUGCUGAUUUUUGAGUCCGGAUGGAAGAUUGCAACACACAGACCAUGCACGAAGCACGUCCACUGGACACGGACGCUCACACAAGCACAGAAACACACACACGCACACCAACACAUGCUCAAGCACACACAGAGACACACGCACAGAGAGAGACACACACACACGCGCGUGCGCACAUAUUUGCGCGCUUAUGCUCUCCACAGCUGGCUGGCUUUUUGGUUUUUGUGCCUACACAGGUAUCUGAGAGCACUAACUGCUGGGCUUUCAGGGUGAGUUAUGCUCUGGACAAAAUGGACAUAGAAGAGGAGAAUCCAGGAUUAUUUACACACAUCAUUCCUUAGAAAAUAGGGACCAAAGGACUAAAUGCUUUUUAAAAGAUUAUAUAUAUAUAUAUGUAUGUAUGUAUGUAUAUAUAAUCUCCAAAUUCUCUUACCUUGUAGCUGCAAGUAUUACAGUUUAAUAGUAGUUAGAUUAAACAAACCAUUAAAUCAGUAUCCAGUGGCUGAAAUAUGGAUAACAGAUAAGAAUAAAGAGCUAUAAAAGUUAAGAAAAUAAGAUGUAAAAAGGAAUAAAGAUGAUUUGUUCUGGUAGCCAUUUGCUGUAACAGAUAGACUAGCAAAAGUAGCUUUGCAAUUUUUCUGGCAUUUUAUUUUGGUUUAAGGGGGAAAAAAAGAAGAAAAAAAAACUCGUUGGUCUUGUGUAAAGGUGAAAAGUUGAGUUUGGGCCAUCCCAGGCAGUCCUGGGUCCUCUCGGGCCAUCCCAGGCAGUCCUGGGUCCUCUCGGGCCUACCCAAGCAGACCUGGGUCAGGAAGGACGUAGAAGUUUGGCCACUGGAUACCUCGCGCAUUUCGGUGUUCAUCUCACCACAGCUAUCUGACAGCUACAAAAAGGAACUAUGAUGGGAACGGAGGAGAAGAAAAGCAGGCGGGGAGCAGACACUGCGACUUCCCACGUAGCUCAGUGUUCAAGCGACAAUCUACUGAGAAGACCGAGCGAAAAUGACACAGUGUGCUUCUGUUUUUUGUUAUUUUUUUGUACUUUGACAGGGAACGUGCCGUCAUGAAAUGUAUUUAAAACAAAAAAAAGAACAGAUUUUGCAAAGGAGUUCAUGGACAAUGAAGAGAAAAAAAAGUGUGAGAGUAGGAGUGACUUGAUAGCUACUGCAACUGCCAAAAGAGAGAGAGAAAAAAAAUUAGGAGCAGAACAACUCGACUGGCGUGGAGUUACGUAACGUCCAUGAGCCGGCAGAGGCCAACGGCAGACUUUUCGGGGCUUGAGAACUGGCGGAGCGUUGGGGAGCUGCAAGGUUGGGGGCAAACGGAACUCAACCUGGCAGAUCGAUCCACACCGGGGCCUUGACCUCUGACCUCUGCCACCCAGAUGACACAAUACCGGAAAGAGCAACAACACCAGACUGACAGCUUUUAGCACUAAUACCGCUUUGUCAUUGUAUACCUAUGCGGGAGCCCCACCACGAUCCCAACAACCAGCUUUCUUCACAUUUUCUAUAAUAAGCCUGUGGUAAGACAUUCUGAUGCUGCAUGAUGCAGAUUUAAUUCCAGCCUCCUGUAAAUCUAGGCCAUUCCAAAGCUGAGAGGUGGGAAAAUAACUGGACUCUGCCGUCUUUGCCAGACCGCGCACCGCAGUCCCUGGCCAACCUAGUCGCGGUGUCACAAUAUAAGAGUAUCGCUUCGAUGUAAGAAUGGUAUGUGCCGGCUACCCCCACCCCCAGGAAUGUCUCGCUUAAAAUGCUGUUAUUUAUUCAUGUAUGUGUUGGUUCAUCUUGUAUUUGGGAGAGUCUUAUUUAACCCUUUUGCCGAGGUCGGACUAGAGCUCAUAGGUGCCAAACCGUUUUGUUUGUUUUAUACUGGCAAGAAGGGUAGACAUCUCUCUCGAAUUGGGUCACCUUCAAAAAGCACCACGUAUAAAAAAAACAAAGAAAUUUUCCCUGCCAAACACCAGCGCACUUUGGGUCCUGCCCCCGGCGGAGGCAGGCUGUGGCCAAUCGGCGGUGGAGGGAAUGAAGCUUCAGUGUGGUCCAGAGCGAUGGGAGCAGAGGUAAAGCUGAUGUCAACUGCCUAACCCAAGCUGACCUCUGACCCCUAGCCCCUGAGUUGUGAACCUUCCCUACAUGGACGGAGAGGGAGGGGGUUGGUGCUUCGUCUCAGACUCCCUGGGACCAAUUCCAUGUGAGCUGAAGUCCGCGCGUCUUUUUCCGAAACGUGUCUGUCACCCAGACCGUGAUUCUCUCCACUGCCCACUCCCCAGCUGUGCACCUGCUCCUCCCUGACGAUUUCUGGAAACUCCUGAAACUUCCUCGCCAUUCCUGACCGCCGCAGCACUGCUGGAGAACCCGGGCGAUAAACUCAAACACAGUUACUGUGUCCCGGAAACCUCCGGGGGAAAAAAAAACGCGCUGCUGCAUGUCUUCUCCUAAAAGGUUCUCCUAACAUUAUGAUGCCUAAUAGUCUUUUAAGUUCUGUAUUUAUGAACAUUCCUCCUGUAUGUAUCCAUGGCUACUGGCAUUGAAGCGCCGCUGUGCUGUGUGUCAGGCCACCUCGCCUCCUGCCAGCUCGGGCCGGCGUAUCACCGCUGUUUCUCCCAUGGCCUUCGGAAGUUGUUGUAGGUUAGGGUCCAAUGGUUUAUCUAGCCUUUUUAAUCAAAUAUCCAUCCCUUUCACAUAUGAAUUCCUAACGGGUAAUUUCUUCCACUUUAUUACGCUCGCCAUCUCUCCCUCCCUUCCCCCCACUUUCCCUGUGAGACAUUUUGUAAAGCCAUAAUUAUAUACUUUGAAAAAUUGUGAAAUCAGCCAUGUUUUUUACAUGAGUACAAUUAUAAUCAAUGUGUCAUUGCUUCAGGCUAACGCCGCUUCCAAGUGACAGCAGAGGGGCUCGGCUGAAUUGCCACCUGAUGCUUUGACACCUGUGAUAUUUCCCCGUAAUCUCUGACAAUGCCUGCGAUACGGAAAUUAUUGAUGCCGGCUACGUACCUAAUGAGCAGAACCUUAUUUGUAAGCCCGUCCAGCCACGUGCAUAAGCUAGCCUUUCGGAAAUGAGGCGGACGCGUCUGGUCGACUCGUCCGGGGUGAUAACAGGGUGAGAUGAAUGUGAGAGAGUAUCUUUGUCUUCGGGAAAAUGAGCCCUUCAGCAUGCCUGCUGGUACGGGCUGUACAUGCUACUUUUUCCAGAUGAUAUUGGAUUGUUCGGAGAUACCAGUGCUAAAAAUCAAGUCUAAUGGAAAUUACUGAAAUGAACCUUUUUUAAAAUAUAAAACACAGAGCAGGCAUCAGUCAUUUCCAUAUGGCAGUAAACAGCUUAUUUUACAGCUUGUCUGAUGUGUAUAAUUCUUCUGCUAGCCAAUAAGCGGAAGGGAUAUUCAUAGCAAAGGUUUCCAUAUUAAUGUAGAGUCGUUCAGAUUUAUUCAUUUUGGAUAUUUGAUUAAAAAUGCUAUAGUGUUUAAGCUUAAAUGAACCAACCCCGAUUUGAUCUGCCUACUCAGAUGCGGGGCUUGACUCGGCUAUGGAAAUUAAUGCGAUGGCGCACCUUUGUUAAUUUUGCAAUUAACAGAUGCUGGAAUCAAUAUAAAGGAAACGUACCAAUCUAGGGGAGCAAAGGGGAGCUAUGUUCAGCUCUGUGUAACUUGGAGGAUGCAGUGCACCAUGGGAUGUGAAAAGGAACUCAGUUUAGGUUUACGUUUUAAUGGAGGCAGUUUAACCUGGGCCAUGUAGCUAAAUAUGGCCACCAGAGAGCGUCUCCCGAGCGCCUCCAUUCAAAAGCCGCCAUUUCUGUUGGUCCUUCGGUCUUUGCUCCUGGCAGAGAAACCCUUUUCUAAAAUGUCGUCGUUCUCCCAUUAUACUGGCAUUAAGAGACUCGUGAAACGAGUCGCGUUGUAGAACGCUAAGGAGAUAACGAGCGGUGGUGGCGUACAGCCGACCUUUUCUUCCGUUUUACACGCGCCCUCUGUUGCAGCGGUAAUUGGAUCCAACGGCGGUAAUGCGCGGCGCCAAGGAUGAGGCGACGUAGUGCGUUUGCAUUCUAGCUGUUGCAUUUCCUGUGCCGUACGCCAGCGAAGCGAAGGACGAUUCCCAUGGGGACCUCUUGCAGUCUACACGCAGUCAAAGAUGGAUAGUGGAGAGUGCUCAACAGCACCCCCUCCAGGGUGGGGUGUAUCAGUGUUGUGAUGUUUGCUCUUACUCCCAAACAUAUUGAGUUUCCUCUGGCUCCAGUGAGAACUCUGUCUCCCACCGCCUGCUUACCAAACACCAGCAUCCAUAAUUAGCCUUUAUUCCGUAUUGGGGGUGGGGGGGAAUGAUUUGGAAAACAGGCUUAGGAAACGAAAUGACAUGCAACAUUUAAUCCGAGUGCUCUUUUCCCUAAGGCGCUCUUAUUACGCUCGUACUGAGGGGAGCAUGCCGUAGCAACGCAAUUCAGGGGGGUCGCGGCACGACUCGCCCACCGCCGACUCGCACGAGGGAAUGGUCAGUCUCCACAGCCCUUUGAGGUCGCAGAUUACGAGAUCACGUCCGGUACCUUCUGAUGCAUGCUGUAUAUUUUGCGCACUUCCGAGCAAACCUUAAGAUAAGACGCACAUUAAGCGUCGCUGCAUAAUUACACCGGAGUGGUCUGUCAGAUUGCUAUCUCUUAGCAGCCACCUUCACCUGAGGCGCCUUGCCUAGUUAAUAGCGUUAGACUGUAUCCAUCUGUACCGGGGUGAUUAAAGUCACUAGUUCAGCAGUAGUCAUUUUAGGAUUCCUUCGUUACCUCCCACCCACCCACCCUUCUAAUUCCUUAACCACAAAUUUGCUCUGAUACCCAGGCUUAUGAGAUGAUCGGGUCUUUCGGGAGGAUUUCCGUUUUGCACAUGCCAACACUGCGAGGAUGGGUUGCAUAAAUAACAGCAGCCUGACGUCAAUCCAAUCUGUCGGUUUCUCCUUUCACACUUAGAAGAAGCUGAUUUUCUGCGUGUGUGUGUGUGUGUGCUGGGUGUCAUGAAUCAGCUGACUGCUUUUGUAAGAAUAAUCCUAAGAGUUUGUUCCCUGUAGAAAAAACUGUGACAACCCCUGAUUUGACUAUGUAUGUGCUAAGUAUUACAUAUCAGUGGGUUGUCUUGUAUGUAGGGCUGGCCCUGAAGAAACAUCGAUAGGAGAGAUCCAGGCAGGAAUUGUUAUCUUUCGGACAUUCGCAUUGUUUUCUUCUUCGACAGUGUAGCAAGUAGAAAGAGUAGGGACGUCUAGUAUUAAAUCAUACAUUAAAUAAAAAGCACAGGGUGAAUUUUACAGCUUCUCUGAUUGGCGGCAAACACGUCAGUGUCAGAUUCUGAAAGGGAAUCGAAAAGUCAAUUCCGCAAAACUGCGAUUCAUCUCAAGCUGAAUGUAUCAGCGAUCGGUCCUGCUGCGGCUUUCAGAUCCGACAAACAAACAAGACAAAAGGGCUCCGUCUAACGGCUCAGGUUUUGGUCAGAAACAUCCACCUUAGUGACACGUUUCUCUACCGUUGAGUUUGAAGGCGGAUUUCAUGUAUUUAAUGAGGUACGUUUUAAUAGCGGUGGUCGUAAGGGGUUGGGGAAGAGAUAAACCGUUGGAGAGAGACUACCUGAUAUGGCAGGAUCUGUUGGGUCAUUCUUCAGAGUCACCCUGCACCCAAAAAUAGCAGGUGGUAAUUGUCAAAGAUAUGGAAGCGUCCUGCUAAUGGCUGCGAGUGAAGAGCUAAUUAAAGAGAACUGUUGCUCAGAGAUGGAGGGAAGAUGAGCUUGCAGUGGGGAUUAAUGCUUCCUGUUUAAUUGUUUAAGGUAAUUUUUAUGAAGAGGACUCUGGCAGACGUCCCUUCUUCAAAAAAGGGUGCAACUGACUCCAGCAGAAAGGGGGCGGGGGAGAAUUUGGUGGGUCUGUGACAGCAGGGAACUAGGCUGUACGGAAACCCCUCGAAAAUCAAUAGGAUGCUCAGGGUACCAGGCACAGCGAUGUCACAGAGGGUGCCGGAUUUCUGACCCUCACCCGUCGGCCCAUGAUGGCCACCGGUGAGG
Brienomyrus brachyistius is the source of this 7439-nucleotide messenger RNA. Its product is annotated as CUGBP Elav-like family member 4. Bases 7 to 1146 code for a protein of 379 amino acids. Gene Ontology annotation, molecular function: mRNA binding. NCBI's taxonomy places the organism in Eukaryota, Metazoa, Chordata, Actinopteri, Osteoglossiformes, Mormyridae. The record is from RefSeq and is a predicted model, not a curated record. The transcript is spliced from 11 exons. Gene Ontology annotation, cellular component: nucleus; cytoplasm; ribonucleoprotein complex. Gene Ontology annotation, biological process: mRNA splice site recognition; regulation of alternative mRNA splicing, via spliceosome.